Molecule: messenger RNA, 6351 nt
Organism: Monodelphis domestica (gray short-tailed opossum)
Lineage: Eukaryota; Metazoa; Chordata; Mammalia; Didelphimorphia; Didelphidae
Gene: VRK3
Product: VRK serine/threonine kinase 3
Biological process (GO): protein phosphorylation
Molecular function (GO): ATP binding; protein kinase activity
Source: RefSeq, a predicted model, not a curated record
UCUCCGACUGUAAAAUGGGAGGGAGGAAAGAGGUCAGCAUUAUUGCACCAGAUGAUUUUGCUGAUGAUGUCCUUCCUAAAUCUAAAACAAAUUCGGAGGGGGGGGGGGAAGGGCUAGGAAGGGCCUCUUCCUCCCAAUCUUCCUUCUCCUUUUCUGCUGUAGCUUGCUCACUCCUCUCUAUCCUCCGCCUUGCAGUUCAUGAGCACCGCAGCCACCCUCUGGACUACAUUUCCCAGAAAUCUUUAGCGCAGUGCCAGGAAAGGACGCUAUGGGUUGUUGUGGAGAUGAGCACGUGCAGCAGGGCGGAGAGUAAAAUGGGGUGUGGCCUAAGAACGGACUUUGAUUGGCCGACCGCUCCUGGCCUCUCCGGAAGUGGCGCGUGAUCAGAGAGCCCAUGGUACCUUCACCACCUGUCCUCAGCUACGCAGCCAGGGCCUUUCCGGAAAGCGGGAGGCUACAGCUGGCGGAGCCCGUGCCCAUGGCCCAUUGACCUUUGGGGAGCUGGGUGCUGCCGAGGCCUUUGAGAAAUGGAACCUGCGGGGAACUCCCGGAGGUGUAGGCCCGGGACGCGGCUCGCGCGUGCGCAGUACCCCGGCGGGGCUGACGAUGCGCGCGCAGCCCCGGCCUCCGAAGGAGCCGCCAACCGCCCGGCCAGAGUGAUCCGCUUCUGCCCGGAGUGCCGGGGGAGGGUCCAGCCGUCCUUCCACUUCUGCCCCUACUGCGGAGGCUCCCUGCCGGCAGGGGAUGCCCCGGAGGACAGAGGCUCCAGGGAGGAGCUUGCUGAGGCUGCCGCUGACGGACCAGGUCUCAAGAAGAGGGAGGCCCACCUCUGUCAAGGGGACCAGAGGAAGAAAGCAAAGUGCUCCACGCCGGGCCCCUCACCACCGCCGUCUCCCAGCAAAUCCCUGGAGAGCUUCAAGGAGCAAACCUCCCCCGGCUUGCCAGGCAAGGGCAAAGGCCGAUCCCCCCGACAGAAGCAGAAGCCAGUCAGAGAAGCGUUGCCGGAGGCCUGGGGGAAGUUCAAGGUCCUGACAGACAUUAAGGGCCAGGGCUGGAGGCUGGGCUCCCCCGUGCUGACUUGGGAGAAUGGGCCAACACUCUUUGAAGCCAUGUCCGUGUCUGACUCUGAAACCGCCCUUUCGAAGCAGAGAUUUUCCCUCAAACUAGACUUCAAAAAUGGACGCCUCUUCCAUGAGCAGAACUUCUUCCAGAGAGCCGUGAAGCCAAAAGAAGUGGAAAAAUGGAAGAAAUCGCACUUCCUGCCCUUCCUGGCCAUCCCGACCUGCAUCAGCUUCGGCCUGCACCUGGGCGACUACCGCUUCAUGGUGUUCCCCGACCUGGGGAGGAGCCUUCAGGCAGUCCUGGACGAGCGCCCCGGCCACGUCCUGAGCGAGAAGACCGCGUUCCACAUCCUCCUCAGACUGGUGGACGCCCUGGAGUUCAUCCACGACAACGAGUACGUUCACGGAAACGUCUCCACAGAGAAUAUCUUCGUGCACCCCGACACGCCCAGCCAGGUCACCCUGGCUGGCUACAGCUGCGUGUUCCGAUACUGCCCAGGGAACAAGCAUGUCGCCUAUGUGGAGCGGAAAAGAACCCCUCAUCAAGGAACACUUGAGUUCAUCAGCUUGGAUCUGCACAAGGGAAUAGAUCCCUCCCGCCGAAGCGACAUGCAGGCCCUUGGCUAUUGUCUUCUGAAGUGGCUCUACGGGGCUCUGCCCUGGACCAGUCAGCUUUCUGACACUCUGGCGGUCAUGAGGAACAAGGAGAGGUUCAUGAACAAUGUGGCUGAGCUCAUGAGGCAGUCCUGUGGCCAAAGAAAGCCCCCAGAAGCUCUGAAGACCUACCUGAAUGCAGCAAUGGCUCUCCAGUAUGAGGAGAAACCCAACUAUGGCAUGCUGGAGACGGUCUUGAUGGCGGCUCUUAAAGAACUCCGUGUUGAACCCUACGACUCCAUCAGCCUCCUGACUGUCUAAGAGAUGGGGAAACUGAGUCCAAGAGAACGGGAGAGACUUGUCUGGAGUGGCCCAGAGAAUUCGCCUCAGAGAACUAAAGGGCAGUAAGCAUUUGGAGAGCUCCCCACCCUUUGGAAAGACUGACCCUGCCAUGUUCUGUUCCCAGUCAUCUACACUGGACUGAUUUACCCAUUUGUACUUACUCCCAUCCUGGGAGAGAACUAAAACCCAACCCCUAUAGGACCACUGUGUCCAGAACAGGGGUCUCAUUCCACCUCUUAUUUAUUCUUUAAACUCUCACUUUCUGUCUUAGAAUAAACACUGUGUGUAGAAAAGCGGUAAGGGCUAAGCAAUGGGAGUUAAGUGACUUGUCCAGGGUCACACAGCUAGGAGGUAUCAGAAGGUAGGGGCUUAAAAAAUAAGUUUAAGACACAGCAGAACCACUCCUGGCCUUCUAUCUAAUUAGAUCCCCCCUUGUGAUCCAUGCUGAUGCUGGGGUUCAAUGGGACACAAGUAUAUUUCCCCAAUUGGAAUAGGAGCAGUUUGUUUAGCUCCGAGUGUUCCUUCAUGUUGAUCGUGUUUCUAUUCAUUCCUGUGUUUGCACUUCAGAUUUCUAUAUAGUCAUGGUCUUUGCCGGAGAAGAGCUGGGAAGUCCUCUUUCACUAAAGAUCCAUUUUCCUGGCUGGAACAAUACUCAGUUUUGCUGGACUCAUUAUUCUUGAUGGAAACCUUCUUUGCCUUCUGGAAUAUCUAAUUCCAGGCUCUCCACUCUCUUCAGGCAGCAGCUACCAAAUCCUGUAUGAUGCUGACUACAGCUCCCGGGUUGCUAAAUUCUUUCUUUGGGCUGUUUGCAAUCUAUUUUCUUCGUGAUGGAAGCUCUGGAUUUGGGCUGUGAUAUUUGGGGAAGUUUUCAGUUUAGGGUUCCUUACAGGAGUAACCAGUGCCAGCAGAGUGACAGAACCACUGCCAGUCAUGCCCUACCCACAUUUAGGCCCUUUAUGCUGAACCAUGGGCCUCUUCCUGCCCGGGAGUGCUUCACACAGAAUAUUCCUGGCCAGAACCUAUCCCCAGUGUCCUGAGAUGGCUCAGGUUGUCAUCUGGUCUGACCUGAGCUGGAAGCAUGAUUCUCUGUGGUUUUCCUUGGUUUGUUCCAUUCAGAUUUGGUCUGGGGGAAUUUACUGGAUUGACUUGGUGGAGAUGGGAGCAGAGAGGGGCUUGCUGCACAGCUUCCUGCUAUUCCAACAUCCUGGUUCAUGAGCUCACAUUCUAACAGGUGACAUGCAAUAUCAUCCAUCUAUCCAUCCAUCCACCCACCCACCCAUCCAUCCAUCCAUCCAUCCAUCCAUCCAUCCACCCAUUCAUCCAUCCACCCAUCCAUCCAUCCAUCCACCCACCCACCCACCCAUCAUCUAUCCAUCCAUCCAUCCAUCUGCCCACCCAUCAAUCCAUUCGCUCAUCAUCCACCUAUCCACCCAUCCAUCCAUCCAUCCAUCCACCCACCCACCCAUCCACCAAUCCAUCCAUCCAUCCAUCCAUCCAUCCAUCAAUCCAUCCAUUCAUCAUCUAUCUAUCUGUAAGUAAAGAAGAACAAACAAUGUGCAUUCCUUAAAGAGAAGAAAUGCACUCUGGACAAUCCCAUAUGAAGUGUGGUUCAUUAAAUAACAGUGAGAGGAAUGUACAUGAGAAUAGGAUUGCUUUGCCUCACUGGAAUGGCACAGAUGAUAAAAGACAAAAAGGACAAAUGUUGGAGGGACUGGGACAAGGCAGGAACAUUUGCUAAUGUGCAAUUGUGGGAUUUGUGGAUUAUUAGAAUUGCUCUGGAAAGCAAAGCACCACAAACUCCAGCUGGAAAGUCAUCCAGUUUGCCCCCUUUGCAUCUUUCAUGUGAGGAAUCUGAAAGCUGAGUCACUGACUGGCUCCAACCCACACAGGUGGUCAGCACGAGAGGUGGAAUUUGAACACAGAUCUCCCGUCUCCACACUUCUCUUUUCUAUUGGGAGCACAGGGCUCUUUCCUCUGAACCAAAUAAUGUUGAAUCAACUGAAGUGAGUUGGGCUGUUGCCCACCGGCAGCAUGAGAGUGUUCCUUCUGUGGGCUAAAAGGAGGCAGGAGACGUUUCCACCCUCUUCUCCCCAACCCUUUUCCAGUGGAGACUCAUUCCUGUCAGGAGGGGCCCAGAGACAACCGUACUGCUCUCCUCAGAGAGAAAGGGGCCAGGGCUAGAAUGAUUCCUAUCUGCUCCCUUCGAUACGGUUAUUCUAGGAGAUGCAGUUUGUAGGUUCAAGCCAACUUCUGAUCAAUGUUCGCCCUUGGGGAAGAGGAAGACCCCAUUGAACUCCUUUCCCAUUGGAUGCAGUUCUACAAAGAACCCAUAGCAAAUAGAGAUGAACCCCCUUUCUCCAAAGAGAAAGCAGAGAAAGGUACAGAGGAGAGUAUAUACUGGAGAACACAGGGUGAAGGAGCUCUCCCGGGGGAAUGAGAGGCCUAGGUCUUCGCUGAAGACUUCAGGAGAACAAGCUGAGGAUGGGGCCAUGAUGGAUGUCGGAUUCUUCCAAGUCUUUUCCUACAGUAAGCUGGCAAGGGGUAGCCUCGUUCGCUUUCUCUUUCAAAGCGGGACUCCAGAAGCUCCCAAAGAUCACGGAAUCAGGGCAGCUGGGUGACUCAGCAGAUUGAGAACUAGGCACGAUGAUGGGAGGUCCUGGGUUCAAAUCUGGCCUCAGACACUUUCUAACUGUGACCCUGCACAAGUCCCUUCACCCCCAUUGCCUAGCCCUUAUCCCUCUUCUGUUGCACAAUAUUGAAUGGAAGGUUAGAGAAAACAUGGAAUUACAUCGAUAGAUCCAGAUGUACCCUUUCACCCAGUGAUACAGCUUUGGGUAUAUCCCAAAGAACUCAAAGAAAGGGGAAGACACCGUCUGUAUGCAAGUAAUUAUAUGGGCACUUUUUGUGGUCGCAAGAAACUGGAAGGAAAGUAGGUAGCCACGGAUGGGGAAGUGGCCGGGCCACCCGUGGCAUGCGAGUGUUAUGCCCCACAAAGAAGGGAUGAUGCCUGUAGAAUGUUUCCAGGUUGCCUAACAAUACCAUUUUUAGUCGCUGUUUUCUGACCCUUUGUGGUCUUUGUUCUCUCCCUCCCUCCCCCCAAGAAGGCCGGAAUAGGAUCUAGGUGGUACGCGAGUUGUCAGACAAAAGUACUAACAUGGGUUCGUCACGUUUAAAAGAAGGCGCACUAGAGAAACAUCCGCGGCUCCCGUCUGCAUUAGACUCCUGCGCCAGCCCUUUCUAUGGUGCUGGACAGUCUUUUGUCAUGAGGCGCCUGCAGCUGUCCCAGAGCCUUGCAUUGUGGAUAGGAAUCACGUCAUUCACAGCUGAUCCUACAUUGUUGCUGUUACUGCAAGAGCCCCAGUAGAAGAAAGGAAACGGCCGCCAUGAUGUUGAGGAAACCCGAAAGCCUUCGACCUGCUCUCUACAGUCAUCCAUCACGCCUUCUGAGGCUGCCGGGGCGGGGGCGGGUCUAGGGGUGCCGAAUGAGCCCGGCAUUUCCCAACCUGGCCAACAUGUUCUGCUCGAGAGAGCCAGUGGGCAUCACAUUGAAAAAGAGAAUCAAUCAAGCAGCCAAACAUCUGUUUGUUAAAGAUGCUGCUCUGUGGUAGACGAAGCCAUACGGGCCUGCGUGGUGAGAGUGGGUGCUCCGUUCAGCCAUUGCCAAACUGCCUCUUGAUGGCCUUCUCAGCCCACCCUCUGUUAUCAGCGGGCUAAGGUCCGACUCCGAGCUCCCUCCCACUGUGGUGCCUUCGGCCAGGGGCCCAAGCUCCUGCAGACCGUUUCUCACAAGGAGGCUGGGCUGGACGGUCCAUGGAUGCCAUGAGACUGGGCACUAGGACCAAGGCAAGCAUUUCCAAAGGCAGCACUGAAUUGUCUUGUUGCAGUCAGCAUCAUAAGCAAUGUGAAGACAAAAGAUACCAAUAUAAUUUAUUUUUAAAAAGUUUGGGGGCAGCAGGGUGGCUCAGGAGAUUGAGAACCAGGCCCAGAGAUGGGGAGGUCCUGGGUUCAAAUUUGGCCUCGGUCACUGCCUAGCUGUGUGACCCUGGACAAGUCACUUAACCCCCAUUGCCUAGCCCUGACCACUCUUCUGUCUUGGAACCAAUACAUAGUAUUGAUUCUAAGAUGGAAGGUAAAGAUUUAUUUUUUUUUUCAAAGUUUGUGGGCAAAUUUUUAUGGGAUGCAGCCAAAGCUGUACUUAGGGGGAAAUGUAUAUCUCUAAAUGCUUACAUCCGAAAAAGAAAAAAAAAAUGGAGGAAGAGCAGAUCAAUGAAUUGGGCCUGCAACUAAAAAAGCUAGAAAAAGAACAAAUUUUAAAUUCUCAAUUAAACACCAAAUUGGAAAUCCUGAAAUCAAA